This is a messenger RNA of Schistocerca cancellata (South American locust), 2022 nucleotides long. Its product is annotated as zinc finger protein ZIC 1-like. The transcript has 3 exons. Gene Ontology annotation, molecular function: RNA polymerase II cis-regulatory region sequence-specific DNA binding; DNA-binding transcription factor activity, RNA polymerase II-specific. The coding region runs from base 361 to 1899 and encodes 512 amino acids. NCBI's taxonomy places the organism in Eukaryota, Metazoa, Arthropoda, Insecta, Orthoptera, Acrididae. Gene Ontology annotation, biological process: regulation of transcription by RNA polymerase II; central nervous system development. The record is from RefSeq and is a predicted model, not a curated record. Gene Ontology annotation, cellular component: nucleus.
GGGCCGAGCUACACCGCGUCCCGGCGUCGCGUCCGGCCUCUCUCUGUCUCUACCUGCAGACGCGUCUCCAGCUGCUCCCCCCUCCACGCGGCGGAUGCGCGCCGGCCGGCUGUGCGCUCCACUGAACUCGUUAGUUCGCUCGAACGACUGCUCGAUUACUCCCGAUAACUUCCGGGCCCGCGGCUAGGAACAGUAUGGGCUGGGUGCGUGUCGCCGUGCCCGCCGGCGGUCCGGACUACGAGGCUAGUUGUCGCAGAUGACGCGCUCGACGCUCCGGAAUAUGUGACAGUGGGCAGCACCGGUGGCGUGUGGAGGACUAGCUGAGGCGAGAGUGUCUGCGAGGGGGAGACCCGAGUUACCAUGUUGAGUCCGUUCGUGGACCCGAGUCACCACCACCACCUGGCAGCCAUGGGCAUCAAGAUGAGUCCUCCGUCGUCGGCGCUGGUGCACCAGGGCGGCGCCGGCGGCACCGCGGACCACUACCAGGCGUCGUCCGCCUCCGGGGGCGGAAGCGGAGUGUACGGUGGCGCGGGGGCGGCGGGGGGCGGCAGCGCCGUGUCGGCCGCCGCGACGGCGGGCUACGCAGCGCGCGACUUCCUACUGCGGCGCGACCACCACUCGCAGGAGUUUUCCGCCUCCGGGGCCGGCGUCGCCGCGGCCUCCGGGGGCGGCGGCGAGUCCGGCGCGGGGGCGGCGGCGGUUCUGUUCCCGGCGGCGGCGGCGGCGGCCGCGCUGCACCACGAGGCGGCGGGCCACGUGCUGCCGCACGCGCACCACCACCAGCACCACCACCACGCGCUGGCGUCGCACCACGCGGCCGCCGCGCUCAACCACCAGAUGCGGCUCGGCAUGGACGUGUACGCGGCGCGCGCCGGCGUGGGCGUCGAGCACGGCCACCACGCCGCCUACCACCACGCGCACCACCCGCACCACCCGCACGCGCACCACGGGCUGGCGCAGCACUCGUACCCGCACCACGUGGCGGCCGCGGCCAUGCACCACCACCACCAGCAGCAGCAGGCGGCGGCCGCGGCGGCGCACCACGGCGCCUUCUUCCGCUUCCGCCAGCCCGUCAAGCAGGAGAUGUCGUGCAUGUGGGUCGAGCCCGAGCAGCCGCCGCCGCGCAAGACGUGCGCCAAGGCGUUCACGACCAUGCACGAGAUCGUGACGCACCUAACGGUGGAGCACGUGGGCGGGCCCGAGUGCACCACGCACGCCUGCUUCUGGCAGGGCUGCCCGCGCAACGGCCGCCCCUUCAAGGCCAAGUACAAGCUCGUCAACCACAUCCGCGUGCACACGGGCGAGAAGCCCUUCCCCUGCCCCUUCCCCGGCUGCGGGAAGGUGUUCGCGCGCUCCGAGAACCUCAAGAUCCACAAGAGGACGCACACCGGCGAGAAGCCGUUCAAGUGCGAGUUCGAAGGCUGCGACCGGCGCUUCGCCAACAGCUCGGACCGCAAGAAGCACUCGCAUGUGCACACGUCGGACAAGCCGUACAACUGCCGCGUGGCGGGCUGCGACAAGAGCUACACGCACCCGUCGUCGCUGCGGAAGCACAUGAAGGUGCACGGCUGCAAGAGCCCGCCGCCGGGCCACCCCGCCUACGACAGCGACGACGACGCCGCCGCCGACGGCGACGACUCCAACUCGUCCGGCUCGGCCGCGUCCGCGGGGGCGGGCCCGCCCUCGCCGGACCACCCCCAGCCGCCGCCGCCGCACCCGCCCCAGCAGCAGCACGCUGGCGCGACCAACCUGUCCGAGUGGUACGUGUGCCAGAGCAUGCCGACGCCGCCCAGCAACGACCACUCGCCGGUCAGCCAGCUGAGCCACCACCUGGGCCACCACCCCAUGAUGCACCACCACCACCAUCACCACCACCACGGCGCCGCCACCGCCUACUGACGACCACCCCUCGGCCCGCUGGAAGCGUCUGCGCAGCGCCUCGACCUGGCGCUGCACUCGCCGUGACCGCCGGCCCUCCCACCAGCACGCCGCACCGCAGGCUCUGCAGGCUGGACGUGGACG